This is a messenger RNA of Candida dubliniensis CD36, 366 nucleotides long. RefSeq lists its product as uncharacterized. The record is from RefSeq and is a predicted model, not a curated record. The transcript has a single exon. Lineage: Eukaryota; Fungi; Ascomycota; Pichiomycetes; Serinales; Debaryomycetaceae. The coding region runs from base 1 to 366 and encodes 121 amino acids.
AUGGCUAAAACUUCUCCACACAAAUUAUUCUACAAAGGUGCUGAAAAUGAUUUUGUCAUUUUCAUUGAUAAUGCUGAUUUGUUGGCCAAAUAUAAGAGGGAAUUUAGUUCCAAGGGAUCAUCCACCAUUCCUAUAAUUGAUUUGGUUUCAAUUUUUAAAGUGUUUAUUAAUAGGCAACGAGGUGCUGAGGGGAUUUUAGAUGAAGCUGCUAAACUGGAUUUGGAAAACGAAUUUAAAACUUCAAACGCAGAUCAAGUUAUCAAGAUAAUUCUUGAAAAAGGUGAAGAUAAAUCCAAUACAGGUGCAAUUGGGGAAAUAGGUGGAUCUCACAACGAUAGUAUAGGUAAUGGAGAUGCUGCUAAUUAA